Messenger RNA from Stegodyphus dumicola, 609 nucleotides. RefSeq lists its product as uncharacterized. Gene Ontology annotation, molecular function: olfactory receptor binding. The record is from RefSeq and is a predicted model, not a curated record. Gene Ontology annotation, biological process: protein insertion into membrane; protein targeting to membrane. NCBI's taxonomy places the organism in Eukaryota, Metazoa, Arthropoda, Arachnida, Araneae, Eresidae.
AUGGAGCAAGUAUGGCAACACGAGUUCAAAUCACUGUUUGCUCAAUAUGCACCACACUGCUGGAAAUUGGUACCAGUAAAUCAAAAACCAGUGGGGCUCUGGAAUGCUAACGUUGACUCCGCGAAAGUCAGAUUUUGCUGCGAGGACUGCGGGCAUGGCUGGACAUCUAUGAAAGGGAGAGUUGCAUUCUGGUUCAUUCUCAAUCCAUCCAGUGGAGAAGGCAUGGUGUGCCUUAAAUUAUAUGGUCAGCAAUGUGACCGAUGUAAAACAGGAAAUUAUGAACCUGCGAUGUGGUAUCCCGAAGAAGUUCUAAAGGUCUUGGUAAAUAUCUACAACAGGGUAGGACAAGUAUAUUAUGGAUUUCAACAAGCACCUUACCACAGAGCAAGAAGAGCUGGUAAACCUCGAACACCUCAUAACAGCGAUCUUUGUCAAGCAUGUAAAGAUGGAGUUUGUGCAGAAAGGAGAUAAUCUCAUGUGAUAUAUUGUAGCAUCUUUUACAUGCUAGUCGAUUCAAAUAUAAGGUUGGAGUAAAAAUUAUACAAGCUACUGGCAAGAAUGUAAUUGAGCUUUCCAAGGUACAAAAAAAAAAAAAAAAAAAAAAAAAAA